CGGCGCAAUCGACCCGUGGCGUUACUUGUGAGUCCCCGUGUAAAUCCUUUUCCGUGUUGGCAGCGAUAGACGAAAGAUGCCACUCGCCAUAGAUUUACUACACCCCUCUGCGGAGGAGGAGAAGAGGAAGUGUAAGCUGAAAAGGCUAGUCCAAAGCCCAAAUUCAUAUUUUAUGGAUGUCAAAUGCCCAGGGUGUUACAAGAUCACAACUGUGUUUAGCCAUGCACAGACAGUCGUGCUGUGUGUUGGAUGCUCUACAGUACUAUGCCAGCCUACUGGAGGAAAGUGUCGGCUCACAGAGGGAUGCUCGUUUAGACGAAAGCAGCACUAGGAGGCAGCACUAAUGCGAGAAAGAUGGUACGUGAAACUCUUUCCUGGCAAAAGAAACACCAGCAAUCUGCAGGCGGCGUGGCAAAGGAACUGUAAAAUAUUUCAGUAAACAAAUCAAUAAAUAAACACUUGUGAACAAGA
This is a messenger RNA of Priapulus caudatus, 471 nucleotides long. Its product is annotated as 40S ribosomal protein S27. The transcript has 4 exons. Bases 77 to 331 code for a protein of 84 amino acids. Gene Ontology annotation, cellular component: ribosome; cytosolic small ribosomal subunit. Gene Ontology annotation, molecular function: RNA binding; structural constituent of ribosome. Lineage: Eukaryota; Metazoa; Priapulida; Priapulimorpha; Priapulimorphida; Priapulidae. The record is from RefSeq and is a predicted model, not a curated record. Gene Ontology annotation, biological process: translation; ribosomal small subunit assembly.